AAAUAUGUUGUAUUCAUUUUUUUUUCUUUUGCAAUCUUGUUUUGGUUGACUGCUAAAUGUAAAGUAAAUGUUUUCUCAUUAAUUGCAAAGUUUCCGUUCGAAGAGCGUUUUUCAUCAGCGAUUCCACGUGCAUCUAACUACUGCGUAGUUAUAAUGAAUAAGGACAGAAAACUGAUGACUGAGAAGAUCCUGAGUCUAACCCUGGAUAUCCUCUAUCUGCUGACUGGAAAGGAUUAUAUCAUUGUGAAGAAGCCUGGUAACGGUGUCACAAACUGCAAUGGCCCUUUUGUGUCAGGAGGAUCCUAUCGGACCCACAGCGCCAGCAUGGUGCCUCCAUCUCACUUACUGAUACACGAGAGAAACAAUGACCAGAAGAUCCUGGAACUGACCAAUCAGAUCAUCCAGCUGCUGACUGGAGAGGUUCCUAUAAGGUGUGAGGAUGUCACUGUCCAUCUCUCCAUGAAGGAGUGGGAGUAUUUGGAAGACCACGAGGAUUUUCACCAGGCUAUGACAAUGAAGAACCGCCAACCCACCCUCUCAUUAGAUGAAUCAAUUUCCAGACGUACAUUUCCAGUGUCACCUGAUGCUUUAAAUGAAGAUAAACCUAGCACUAAAAAUGAUCCAGGAUGUCUCGCCAUCACUGACCGUUGUACAGCCAAAAAAUGUACACCCUUCGUAUAUACUGAUCAUAAUAAAGAGGACUCUGCCUCAUGUCAAGAAGAAAUUCUCCCAAACUCUUACACAGCCAGAGAACGUAAGCAGACGGAAUCUUCUUCUACUCACAUUAAGGAUGAAUUGACCUCCCGUAAAGACCGUAAACUCACUGACAAUUUUCCAGCCUCAAAAUAUUCAUCUGCCAAUUCCAAGGAAGAAUCUUUAUUAAUUGUAGAAAAUAAUCUGACAGAUAUUGACAGGCAUGUACCCAGACCAACAGAAUAUACAUCUGAUCUUCUUAAAGAAUCUGCUUUGUGUGAAGAAAACAAUCUAUUGUAUACUCCCACGGAACGUUUGAAAACAGAGCAUUUGUCUGUUUGUGUUAAAGAAGAGUCAACACCAUGGAAAGACAGACCAUUCGCAGACCCUGACAUUCACUUACCCAUGAAACCCACACAGACGGACUAUCCCUCUACUCAUAUUAAAGAGGAAUCAGACUCUUGGGAAGAAGUGAUUGUCACAGACACUGACCUUUAUGAAUCCACAGAUCAUGCAGAUACGGAGGACACAAUGUAUAACAAAGAAGGUGUGGAAAAUAAUGACAACACGUCAACACCAGUUAUGAGCUUUAGAGUAAUGAAAUUCAGUGAGUGUGGAGAAAUUGUUAAUAACCAGUUUCAUACCCACACUGUAGAGGGGAUGUAUAACUGCUCAGAAUGUCAGAAAUGUUUUCCUAAUAACUUUGAUCUUUUUAAACAUCAGACGGCUCACAAAGAAAAAAUGUUGGCUUGUCCAGAAUGCGGGAGAAACUUCUCUUGUAAGGCACGUCUGAUCAGACAUUACAGGAGCCACACAGGAACAAAGUUAUUUUCAUGUUCAGCCUGUGGGAAAUGGCUUACUGAUAAAUCAAGUCUAAUUACCCAUCAGAGGAGUCAUAUGGGAGAUAAGCCCUUCUCCUGCUCUGUCUGCGCGAAAUCUUUUACUACUCAAUCAGAUCUUGUUAGACAUAAGAGAACUCACACCGGAGAGAAGCCAUUCUCAUGCACAGAGUGUGGAAAACGUUUUACGCAAAGUUCUCAUCUUCUUCGGCAUCAGAGGCUUCACACAGGAGAGAAGAUCUUUACGUGUUUUGAAUGUGGAACAUCAUUCCCUAGUAAAAUAAGUCUUGCUGCCCAUCAUAAGAUUCACACAAGAGAACAUCAGUUCCCUUGUUCUGUGUGUGGGAAAUGUUUUAAUACUCAAACAGAGCUUAGCAGGCAUCAAAGGAUUCACACAGGGGAAAAACCAUUUGCUUGUUUUGUAUGUGGGAGAUGCUUUACCCAAAGUGCACAUCUUAGCAAGCAUCUCAAAAGCCAUACGGGAGAGAAACCAUUCUCAUGUUCCGUGUGUGGGAAACGGUAUUGUGCACAGGCAGAUCUUGUAAAACAUCAGAGGAUUCACACCUGAUGGAGGAGAUCUUUGUUUUAUUUAUUUUAUUUUGUUAAUUAUUGCCAGAUAAGUUAUAUUACGUUUUGAUGGGACUCUGUCAUGUAUAAGAAAACAGUGUCCAGAGUUUAUCUGCUAAGAGUUACUUUGUGGGUACAUUGAAAUAAUACCUUUGCAACAUGUUUGAACUCUUGAUUCACGGAAUGACCCAAGGCGAAAUGAUUCUUUGUCAGGUGCAAGGAAUUCACAGCUAGAUACAUCCAACGAUGAUUAGAAUUGAAGAAACAUUCUUUCUAAAUGUUGAUCAAUCUAGAUAUGUGAUAGUUGUUUCCUGUAACGAAUUGUACACCAGGAAGUAUUACCAGAUAUAAAAAGAUAUGGUUAUGUAAGGCACGACAAAGACUGUUUAAAUGUUUGUUACCAUUCUUUGUAUUCAGAAUAUUUAACUGUCCAGAAUUGAAUGUUUUCACUGACCGGUAGUGAAAAUGUUUCUGUGCUAAAUAAAACAAAAUUCUUUAAAA
Molecule: messenger RNA, 2600 nt
Organism: Pelobates fuscus (common spadefoot toad)
Lineage: Eukaryota; Metazoa; Chordata; Amphibia; Anura; Pelobatidae
Product: oocyte zinc finger protein XlCOF7.1-like
Exons: 4
Coding region: 154-2100 (648 amino acids)
Biological process (GO): regulation of transcription by RNA polymerase II
Molecular function (GO): DNA-binding transcription factor activity, RNA polymerase II-specific; RNA polymerase II cis-regulatory region sequence-specific DNA binding
Source: RefSeq, a predicted model, not a curated record